GCGCCAUACACGGGCGUGGAAGAGCACAGGUGCGGCCGCUCACCAAAGGCAUCAGCGCCCCGACCCCACACAACAUGAAGACCCUUCUGCUUCUCGUCUUCCUCGGACUCGCCGUCGCGGCGCCCACAGUCGAUGUCAAUAUCGUGGGCGGUUACGAGUGCCGUAAACACGCCGUUCCCUGGAUCGUGUCGCUCAAUGUCGGCUAUCAUCUGUGCGGCGGUUCCCUGAUCAACUCGCGCUGGGUGGUGGCCGCAGCUCAUUGUUACCGCUCGGACAUACAUGUUCGUCUGGGCGAACAUGAUAUCACGGCUACGGAGGGGACGGAACAGUUCAUCAACUCGGAGAUGGUGAUCAGACAUCCCAAAUACGAUUACUACAGCCAGGACAACGACAUCAUGUUGAUCAAAUUGUCCCAGCCCGCCGCCAUGAACCGCAAUGUGGUCGCCAUUCCCCUGCCGGUCCAUUGCGCCCAGACCGACGACAUGUGUCUCAUCUCCGGCUGGGGUAACACCAUGGACACGGGUGAGACUCUGGGACUGCUUCAGUGUUUGGACGCCCCGGUUCUGAGUGACGCGGACUGUUCCGGUUCCUACCCGGGAAUGAUCACUGACAACAUGAUGUGUCUCGGCUACUUGGAGGGAGGCCGCGACACCUGCCAGGGUGAUUCUGGCGGGCCGGUGGUGUGUGACGGAGUGCUCCAGGGAGUGGUGUCGUGGGGUUACGGCUGUGCUGACAGGGACCAUCCCGGCGUGUACACUCGCGUCUGCCACUACGUCUCCUGGAUCAACAACACCAUCGCGGCAAACUGAGCCCGUGACCCCCGGCGACCUCACCUGGUCUCCGCCUCUCACUCUCUGUACAACUGGAAAACUAUCAAUAAAAUGGUUGCAAUGAA
Amblyraja radiata (thorny skate) is the source of this 895-nucleotide messenger RNA. RefSeq names its product trypsin-like. The coding region runs from base 75 to 809 and encodes 244 amino acids. Lineage: Eukaryota; Metazoa; Chordata; Chondrichthyes; Rajiformes; Rajidae. Gene Ontology annotation, molecular function: serine-type endopeptidase activity. The transcript has 5 exons. Gene Ontology annotation, biological process: proteolysis. The record is from RefSeq and is a predicted model, not a curated record.